AUAACAUUAAUUUUUUUGUGAAACCUUCUAAACAUAUUAUUUUGAUGAUUUAAAGUGAAAAACAAAAUGUGGAGGAAAAUCGUGCAUCAGUCCCUUUAAAACGCUGAAAUUGAACAUUGUGAAACAGGUAUUAGGCCAAGUAAAAUUAAUUAGUAGAUUAUCAUUCCCGCCCGCCCCUCGAAAAUCGCCCCGCCCCGUUUUUUUUUUAUUUUUCAAAAUUACGAUUUCCGGAUAUUUUUAUGCCCGGUCCCUAUUGUAAACGUACUUUGUUUCACUUUGCCUUUUAGAAACCCAAAUACACAUGUAAUUAUGAUUUAUAAAGCUUUUUCUCAAUGAGAGAAGGCAUUUUCGAGGUCAAGAAUACCAUGGCGAAAAAUAAAAAAUAAAAUCCUCCCACCCGCCCCAUUUUUUUGUGGAGUUUGAAUGAUAAUCUACUAAUUAAUUUUACUUGGCCUUAUGAAGACUUGAGAACAAACCAAAAUUUAUCCGGUUACCACAUUUUUUAGUCUAAAUUUUCAGCUACAGAUUGUUUUCCCCGAUAUAAAAAAGCAUUUCUCUCAAAGCAACUUGAUUUUCCACUUGAAAGACACUCCACUUGUUAAAAUCCGAAACAUUCAAUCGAUUUACCCCCAAUCGAAGUUAACACUCGGGAUGUCAGGGCUAUUGGUUUAUAGGUGAAACCUCCACAUAGAAUUUUAACUCUUUGUUGACAUCUUGAAGUCUAUUGACACAGCUCAAACAAAACUGAUUGCAUACAGUCAUCCCACCGCACCAAAAAAAAAAAAAAAAAAAAAAAAGAAACUUUAAUCAAAGAUGUUACUUAUUUGGAACGGUUAUAAAAAAUACCACUGCAUGUAUAUAUAAAUUGUUUUUGUCUUAGAAAGACAUUGGAACUUAUCAUUCCCUAUUGUUAUACACUGCAUAAAGAAAUUAUUGCAAGUUUCUUGCUAAUGGAAAAGCAAUGGAUACUGGAGGUUCGCUGAUAAAACCAACCUUUUAAAAAAAAGUAUCGAGUACAAAUUUUUCGCUCCAGUAACAAACUCGUAGGUGGAAGGUGUUUCUCGUUUACUUCCAAUUAUAUACCUAUUAACUCUUAUAUAGGGAAGGAGAGCCUAUCGUUCCUGGACGUGUUAUCGGAGUUCUGGCUUUAAGAGGCACUUUAUAUUCACCAUAACUACCUUAAAAUCGGCCUCUCGGACUUUUGGAUUUAUACCAGUCAUGGAAGCCAGUGAAAAGUUAACGAUACAAGCCUUGAAGGCCCACGACAAAGUCCAUCCGAAAUUUAAGUCUUCUGGUCGAAGCCUCAAACAGAAAAGCAGAGCCUCUCUUCUCUCGUCUCCUGAAGAUCCGGCUGAGGGAAAAAGUAAACAAGAUGACGGAACCACAACUCGUCGAAGUCGAACCAUGUCCACAAGUUCCCAGUCUAAGAAAUCUGAACCCGCCCAGGGUCGUCCUGGUAUCACAUUCUUCCGAAUUGUUGCCGCCACACGCGCAUGGCAACGUUUGGCUAAGAAAAAGAGCAGUCAACCACCGGCACCUAACAAACCUUUAGUUCAACUGGAAAACACGUACCAACUGGAGCCUGAUUAUAACACAGUGUUUGUUCCAAAAAAGGCGGAAAAUAUCAUCCAGGAAACAUUUAAUUCUAGGCUACAACAAGUAAAGUAUGAUUCUGUUCGAAGCAAGAUUCUUGCUAAAGAUUUGGCAACAAUCAUAAAUAGGAAGAUGAAGGACUUGGACAUUCCUCGGUACAAGACAGUAAGCUCUGUGACAAUCGUUGAGAAUAAGGGCCAAGGACUGAAAGUUGCCACGCGGUGCGUCUGGAAUACUACCACGGACAAUUACGCCACCUAUUCGUAUACUAACCAAUCACUGAUAGCGAUCGGUCACGUGCAUGCCGUAUAUUAUGAAUGAAAAGAUUAUUUCUCCCUGAAUUUUAAAAGAUAUUUUAAUUACAUGUAUAUAAUUACAUUAUUUGAAAACAUGAAUAUAAAUUUUUUGUCUCAUAAAAUUGGAGCGAA
Ostrea edulis (European flat oyster) is the source of this 2021-nucleotide messenger RNA. Its product is annotated as dynein light chain Tctex-type 5-B-like. Bases 1219 to 1914 code for a protein of 231 amino acids. The record is from RefSeq and is a predicted model, not a curated record. Gene Ontology annotation, cellular component: cytoplasmic dynein complex; cytoplasm. Gene Ontology annotation, biological process: microtubule-based movement. Gene Ontology annotation, molecular function: dynein intermediate chain binding. The transcript is spliced from 3 exons. Lineage: Eukaryota; Metazoa; Mollusca; Bivalvia; Ostreida; Ostreidae.